AAAAUGCCUGUGCCUCCCCUUCCUCUCUCUCCUUCCCCCCUUUGAUCCUCCUCCUCUGUCCGUCCUCUCUUCCCUUCCUCCCCCAAAUCACCAUGGCGCCUCCUCCUCCGCUCCUCCGCUCGCCGCCCCUCACCGGCUGACCCAACCUCCCCCGCCGCCGCUGCCACCGGUCCCCCAAAUCCCCCGACGGGAACACAAGGGGAGCGAAUUCAUCGACCGACCCACCGAUCGAUCCAUCCAUCCACCGCCGAUCUCCCACUCCUCCGCCUCCGCCGCCGCCAUGUUCAACAAGAUCAUCAAGCGCGGCAACCGCAAGGGGGCGCGCUCCGAGGGGGCCGACGCCGCCGCCCGCCCCGCGGCCCCGUCCUCCUCCGCCGCCGCCGCCGCCGCCGCGCCCGUCACCGUCAACCACGCCUCGCGCGCCUCCGCGCCGACCCCCUCCUCGCCCACCUCCCCCCACCUCCCCGCCUCCGCCUUCCCCAUCCUCCCGGCCUCCGCCGCAUCCCCGCCGCUCCUCGAACCGCUCCCGCUCAUCCGCGACGUGGCGGCCGCCGACCGCCCGGGCCUGCUCAUCCGCAAGCUGCGCCUCGUCGCCGCGCUCUUCGACUUCUCCGACUCCCUCAAGCACCCGCGCGAGAAGGAGGCCAAGCGCCAGGCCCUGCUCGAGCUCGUCGAGUACGUCCAAUCCCCCACCCCCUCCUCCACCACCACCCCAAACACCCCCGCCCGCCUCCCCGACGCCGUCCAGGAAGCCCUGGUCGCCGCCAUCUCCGCCAACAUCUUCCGCCCGCUGCCCCCCGCGCUGCACGAGUCCGCCGCCUCCAUCGACCCCAACGCCACCCCGGACGACGAGGAGGAGCCCUACCUCGACCCGGCCUGGCCGCACCUGCAGCUCGUCUACGAGCUGCUCCUCCGCUACGUCGUCUCCCCCGACACCGACACCAAGCUCGCCAAGCGCCACGUCGACCACGCCUUCGUGCUCCGCCUCCUCGACCACUUCGACUCCGAGGACCCGCGCGAGCGCGAGUACCUCAAGACCGUGCUCCACCGCAUCUACGGCAAGUUCAUGGUGCACCGCCCAUUCAUACGCAAGGCCAUCAACAACGUCUUCUACCGCUUCAUCUUCGAGACCGAGCGCCACAACGGGAUAGGCGAGCUGCUCGAGAUCCUCGGCAGCAUUAUCAAUGGCUUCGCGCUGCCCAUGAAGGAGGAGCACAAGCUCUUCCUCGGACGCGCGCUCAUCCCGCUGCACAAGCCAAAGUCCGUCGCCAUUUACCACCAGCAGCUCUCCUAUUGCAUUGUCCAGUUUGUGGAGAAGGACUUCAAGCUCGCUGACGCCGUCAUCAGGGGACUGCUCAAGUACUGGCCUGUCAUUAAUUGCCAGAAGGAGGUGCUCUUCUUGGGGGAGCUCGAGGAAGUGCUCGAGGCCACACAGCAGGCAGAGUUCCAGCGAUGCAUGGUGCCGCUCUUUAAGCAGAUCGGAAGAUGCCUUAACAGUGCCCACUUCCAGGUUGCUGAGCGGGCUUUGUUCUUGUGGAACAAUGAUCACAUUGUAAGCUUGAUUGCCCAAAAUCGUGGUGUUAUAUUUCCAAUAAUAUUUGAAGCACUUGAGAGAAACAUACAGAGCCACUGGAAUCAAGCUGUUCAUGGCCUCACGGCAAAUGUGCGCAAGAUGUUUUUGGACAUGGAUAGUGAGCUAUUUGAAGAGUGCCAGCAGCAGUACAUUGAGAAAGUAGCAAAAGCCAAAGAAUUGGAGGAGCAACGAGAGUCAGCAUGGAGACAUUUAGAAGCUGUUGCUGCCAAGGCUGCUGGAGAUGACAUGGUUUUGGUGAAUUAGUAUCCAUAAGUACGCAAACAUCAUUUCAAAAGAUGUUUAUGCUUGCUCAGAUGAUCGGUGCUCACAAUCUCACAAGCAUCCAUGUGCACCUGUGAACUCACUAUCAAUGUCGGUCGGUUGGGGUGCGCUGACCUCAUCUUUGAUGGCUUGGAAUUUCAAGGCCAGUGUUCCUUGGGUCUAUGCCCCCAAUGAUCGCUUAGUCGAGACAUGAUGGUGGCAGCAGAUGCCGAUUCUUCCUACGCCCAAUGGGGUUCCUGCGAUGGUACCACAUUCUUCUUCCUUCGUUCAACUCCUUCCUCUCCUUUUUUUUAUGAAUAAUCAGACCAUUGUAACCUUUGUAUUAAUCCUUCAUUGUUUGCCCCUAGUUCGCUACCCGCAAUCGGGAGAGUGCAAGUAGAAAACGAGUGAGCUAGAUGUAAUCUCUUUCUUUGUUUCUUUUUUCUUUCUUUUGAGAUAUUUCAGUUCAUGUUGUAUGAGUAACAUCAAGAACGGAGAUAAAAGAAACCGGUUUAAUUUA
Messenger RNA from Lolium perenne, 2354 nucleotides. NCBI's taxonomy places the organism in Eukaryota, Viridiplantae, Streptophyta, Magnoliopsida, Poales, Poaceae. The record is from RefSeq and is a predicted model, not a curated record.